Strongylus vulgaris is the source of this 477-nucleotide messenger RNA. NCBI's taxonomy places the organism in Eukaryota, Metazoa, Nematoda, Chromadorea, Rhabditida, Strongylidae. The record is from the annotation of a GenBank genome assembly.
AUGUAUCUAAUAACGACACUUGCUCCAGCGCCAAGUGAACAAGCGCUAAUCAAUAAAGUUUUGCCGAAGGAGCUAAUAUUGCGAAUUUUUUCUUACCUCGAUAUGAAAACGUUAUGCCGAUGCGCGCAAACUUGUCGAUUAUGGAAUAUUUUGGCGCUAGAUGGCUCUAAUUGGCAACGGGUCGAUUUGUUCACGUUUCAAAAGGACGUUAAGGCAGCAACCGUCGAGAAUCUUGCUCGACGGUGUGGCGGUUUUCUGAAGAAGCUUUCAUUGAAAGGAUGUGAAAAUAUACAGGACUCAGCAUUACGGUCUUUCACAGCGAAAUGUGCCAAUAUUGAACAUCUCAGUUUGUAUAAAUGUAAACGAGUGACAGAUGCGACUUGCGAGAAUCUUGGUAGACAUUGCCACAAGUUGAUUCAUUUGAAUCUAGAGAACUGUACAGCAAUAACGGAUCGUGCGCUUAGGUACAUUAGGUGA